AUGGAAGUGCGUGACACCAGGAGUUCAUCUAACGACUUAUCCAGCGCACCCCCGAGCGAUGCUGAGAGCACUCCCGGACCUCCGAAAUAUCACCCUGUGCAUCGCGACUUAGGCCUAGCAGGCAAUCUUGGUGUUGCAAACAGCUACAGCGCGCGACAGACCCAACCGAAGCCCGGUGCAGGUGUCAGUACCUCACCAGCCACAGCUGCAGGUGCACGCCAAGACAACGGCGCAGCACCACCACCAGCGCAGCCUGUCAAAAGACCACGAAAGAAGCGCGAUCCCAACACGCCUGAAGAGAAGAAACCGCGAGUUCCUCGUAAGCCCCGAGGAACAGCCCCCACCGCCACAGGUGUACGCAAGAAAACCAAAAUAGAGCCGCCAGAUCAAGGCAGCAUCGUCAUCAUGCCUCGGUCCCAGAGUGCAGGUCUGCAGGCCUCUACUCUGGUCCAACCAGUUCAGUUCUCCCCUCCAGAUGCGACCGAGAGCCGCCGAGAUGAAGCCGCCAAGUUUACCGAAUCUGGCCUCACGAUGCACAACCAACCGUUGCGUGCCCGCACAUCCCCUCAGGGGAUCUAUGAAUAUAAACCACGUGAAUAUGGGAGCAAACAACACGCCCCACCGCCGCCGACUCCUCCUCUUCCUUCUCACUCCUCCCCUCCUCGCGCAACUAGCAUGUACGAUCCCAUCAGAUCCGUGCAGCGACCUGUCGACACUAAUCCUCCCGCUCCACCUCUUGCACGGCCCACUGCUACUCCUCCAAGAAGAUCCGAUAACCCCAGUACCUCUCCAACCAUCUCCAGCAUCAUUGAUCACCAUCCGCAUCCACAUUCCGACACCUCGACUGCUACGACCGUGGCUACGCAUCAGGUGAAGACGGAGCCUACCCACAGUCAGACCAAUGGCAGGGUGGCCGACUCGCCAAGAGUCAACGGCUCAUCAGCAAUGGAGGUAGACCACAUCAUGUCAGACCAAGGGCAACCCAAAAAACUCGCCUCUUCACGAAAAGUGCCAUCGGAAGCGUCCACUCGCCCUACGUCCCCGAAGCCGGCUCGGGCUAAAGAGCAGCCGCCUCCACCACCAAUUGGGUCUGGACUUCUGUCGGCCAGUCUCUUUGGUGGGGAUUCGAGCAGCGAUAUGCCAAAAGACUCAGAAAAAGGACCCAACAUCGUCCUGCAUAUUGACUUGAAGGAUCCUGGUAAUCGAGUCAUCAACUUUGCCCGUAUGGCCGAAGAGAAAUAUGGGUUCGCAGCCCUAUACCCUCGUCAAGCUGCCCAAAAGGAACGAUUGGCCAAGAUUGCUGCUGCCGGUGCAGCGCUGGAACGGUCAGCAUCUGGCAGCAAGUUUGGAGGCACGUCAGCUGGAGACAGUGGCGAUGAAGACCUCAGCGUGGACAUUGAGCGUGACUCGGACAAUGACGGAGACGUCGCGAUGUCUGGAGUCAAUGGCGGACAAGAACAACCUAACAGCGGCACCGAUGGUCCAGGCCCCAAGCGUCGACGGCGAAGAAAGGUAGAGGAAUACGACCAGGACGAUCCUUUCGUGGAUGACAGCGAGCUACUCUGGGAAGCACAAGCAGCGGCCAGUAAGGAUGGAUUCUUUGUCUAUUGUGGACCGCUUGUACCAGAGGGAGAAAAGCCGGCUGUUGAGAGGGCGGAUGGCACGAUCAAGCGGGGUCGCGGGCGAGGCCGGGGUGGUGGUCCUGGUUCUCGUGGCGGCAGAGUAGCCGCUGCGGCUUCCGAAAGAGCCUCUGGCAGAGGUGGAGGGCCUGGGUCCCGGGGAGGAGGUGUUACUCGAAAGCCUCGAAUCACAAAGGACGACCGAGCACAAAUGGAGAGAGAGAAGUUGCAGCGAGAGAAGAUGGCGCCACUGGUAGCCAAGCCAACUGCAUAUCCUGGUUGA
Messenger RNA from Fonsecaea nubica, 1902 nucleotides. RefSeq lists its product as hypothetical. The record is from RefSeq and is a predicted model, not a curated record. The transcript is spliced from 2 exons. Lineage: Eukaryota; Fungi; Ascomycota; Eurotiomycetes; Chaetothyriales; Herpotrichiellaceae. Bases 1 to 1902 code for a protein of 633 amino acids.